Colletotrichum truncatum is the source of this 1596-nucleotide messenger RNA. Lineage: Eukaryota; Fungi; Ascomycota; Sordariomycetes; Glomerellales; Glomerellaceae. The record is from RefSeq and is a predicted model, not a curated record.
AUGUUCAUAGUACGCCACUGCUUAUCUCCCUUCAACAGCUAUUUUCUGUUCGAAAAACCAGUGCUGAUACUUAUUAAAGCAUUUGAUAAUGGCGCGUCUGCCCUUCUCCUCCAUCUUUCCGGUACAAUACCCGUAAUCUUUAGAGGAACAACCUACCGAUUUCCCAUCUCUGUAUGGGUUCCUCAUGCCUAUCCCCGAGAGGCUCCUUUGGUCUACGUCACUCCCACUGAAUCCAUGAUGGUCCGCCCUGGCCAGCAUGUAGAUCCCCAAGGGCAGGUCUAUCACCCGUACCUAGUAGGCUGGUCUGCUUUCUGGGAUAAAUCCACCAUACUCGACUUCCUAGCGAUUUUGAGAGAUGUCUUUGCUAAAGAGCCACCUGUCGUUGCCCGACCACAAGGAAAACAACAGCCUUCUACCCCUACGCAACCUCCUGGCCAGACACCUCCACCCGUCCCUCCUCUACCGCCCGAUUUGGUUCCUCGAGCGAUCAGCCGUCAGUCAGUCCAGACGCCGGUAGAUCAGUCUCGGCCUCCGCCUCCCCCGCCUAAGGCAUCUAAUACGGAGCCAUCCUACCGAACUCCUCCUCCUCUUCCUGCCGAUGGUAGAAGUGGCCCCCCUCUCCCACCAUUGCCUCCGAGCAUUAACCGCGGAGGCUCUCGUGGAGACCCUUCCCUGCAGCAGCCACCACAAUUUCAGGACCAAAACUACUCCCGCUAUGACUCCGCUCCUCCUCUUCCCCCGACUGCCGCCACUCAACAGAAGUCGUCAACGCUGCCCCCACGCCUCGCGGAUGAAUUUGGGCAAAAACCACUGCAACAAGUCCGUCCCGAGGCUACCCCUCCGCACUCGACGCCGUUUGUAGAACUUCAAUAUAGCCCGCCUUCCCAAAGACUUCCCCAGCAGUAUAAUGGUGCUUCUGGUUGGCAGCAAGCUCCUGAACAGUACCAGCCACCCUUUCAACACCAUCAAUCACAUUCUCAACAGCUAGCACCACAUGUUCAACAAGCGUCGAAGCCAGCCCCGCCCCCAGAUCUACUCGAUGAGCCUCUCACACUUAGUAUCCCGUCACCGUCUUCCAUGCCCGCGCCACCAAUCCCUCCGAACCCUGAAAAGGAUGCUUUACUACAUCAGCUAGCACAAACGCUUUACAACUUACGCCAGCGGAGUCGACAACAAAACGAGUCCAGCAUGGCUGGUCUGCAGGCGCAGCGCACGGCCAUGCUGUCCGCCUUCUCAACCUUGCAGUCCGAAAUGGGCACCCUCAGUCAAACAUCUGCCUUGCUUCAAUCAAACGCAAGCAUCCUUGUCGAUGCUCUUCGGAAGGCAGAUACAGUCAUUGAAGGGUCUUCCCGUCAAACUGCCCCGGACAUUGACGAACUUCUAGUAGCGCCCACGGUUGUGGCCAAUCAACUGUACAACCUCGUAGCCGAAGAGAAGGCCAUUGGCGAUACAAUCUUCGUCUUGGGGCGGGCUGUCGAGCGAGGUCGAAUAUCACCAGCUGUCUUUGCCAAGACUACUCGCUCUUUAGCUAGAGAGUGGUAUUUGAAAAAAGCCUUGGUUCGCAAGAUAGGAAAAGGAAUGGGACUUGCAGCGUAG